This is a messenger RNA of Oncorhynchus masou masou (cherry salmon), 699 nucleotides long. Its product is annotated as transmembrane protein 275-like. The record is from RefSeq and is a predicted model, not a curated record. The transcript has a single exon. NCBI's taxonomy places the organism in Eukaryota, Metazoa, Chordata, Actinopteri, Salmoniformes, Salmonidae. The coding region runs from base 1 to 699 and encodes 232 amino acids.
AUGGUCCUUUCCGAGAAGAGCUCCAGGGCCUCGAGGCCUAAGAAAGAAUGCAGAAAAUGGGGCCUAUGGCCCCAGAGUUUCCCCUCCCCGGCCCUGUGCUGCGCCUGUGGCCUGGGGAUCAUGCUGGCGGGCAUCAACAUCACCUUGGUGGGGGCUUUCACUUUCAAGUCCUUCAUCCCCGCCAGCAACCCAUCCAUCGUCAUUGGGCCACUGCUCCUAAUAGUGGCUCUGUCCUUUUUUGGGGCAUGCUGCAUGUGUAGCCGACGGGCCCCGGCCCGCGAUACCCGCAAGGCCAAAGGGGGCGAGAGCUGGGGGCUGAUGCGGAUGGGGGCCGGCGCAACGUUUGAGAUGGAGACGAGCGAACACACACUGCAGGACACCACCGCCGUGCAGCUCAGUCCCACCAACUCCCUGACCUCCUCCCACAAGUCUAGUAACUCCACCCAUAGGGACACCCCUGCACUGCGGGCCUGUGAGGAUGACCCUGCCUCCAGGGCCUGUGAGCUCACCACCUCAGAGACCUAUAAUAUAGAUGUAACACCUGAUGACCAGGCAUUGACCACUGAGGACCAGGCAUUGACCACUGACAACCAGGCGUUGACCUCUGAGGACCAGGCGUUGACCUCUGAGGACCAGGCAUUGACCUCUGAGGACCAGGCAUUGACCUCUGAGGACCAGGCAAUGACCUCUGAGGACUAG